AUGGGUGGCUCUUUGGGCUUUGCGACUAUGAACUUUCACUCAGUUCUGACCGACCUUUUUGGCGCUUCCCUAAUGUGUCAGCAUCCCCAUGAAGAGGUUGUCGAUCAUUUCGACGCAAGAAGACAUGGUGGUGGCAUGGGUAUUUGGCUUGGUAUCUGGACCUGGUGCUGGAUUGGAUCUCUUGGACUUGGUUUUCUCAUUGGUGCAGCUAUCAUUGAUAAACAUUCGCCAGCAUGGGGCUUUUACAUCAGCAUCAUGAUGAUUGCAGUUGUCUUGAUUCUCAAUGUGAUAUGCCCCGAGGUCCGACGAUCUGCAUUCCGACGGUCGAUUGCAGAAGUCCGAACAGGGGGGGACAUCUCACGUCGUCUGGCUCGAGGAGAAGUGAUGAUGCAUCGAGUCAAGACAGGUCCAAAGUGGUGGGGACAGGAAGCAUACCAUGGUGUUCGUUUAUCCUUGGAGAUGCUUGAACAACCUGGCUUCGCGGUUGUAGCGAUAUACGUCGCCUGGAUUUAUGCACAAGUCGUUCUUGUCAUCAUUCUGCUGGGCUCACUCGUAUCUCGCUUCUAUCAUCUCAGAUCGCCAUAUGUCGGCCUUCAUGUCGCCGCCGUUGCACUCGGCGCUCUCCUUGCAAUUCCUUUCCAAAAGGCCAGCAUCUUCUCCAGAUCUCGCAACCGAGAAAAUAAAGUUAACCGCGAGGUCCUAGGCAAAAAAAUAGUAUGGUCUUCACAUCUAGUCCGCCGGGCCGUCUUUACUAUUGCCCUUCCGAUUGGCGGCGCCUGCUAUGCUGCUGUUUCGUCAGGACCACCAAUCAGUUCUGGCGUGCCAACCUUUUUUGCCUUAUGUAUAGGUUUUCUAUCCUCCCUCGCCAUUUCAGAAUGCAACGGCCUCAUCAUGGAAACCUUCGAUACAUCGGAUCUGUCUCCCGGAAUGGUUGGUCGCCACCGUGAUCCCACAGGUCAAGACCAGCGUCGAACCAACUACUCCUCUUUUCCAAGAGUGACAGCAGGAUUCGCUAUGAUACAAUCCUUCUCAUACAUACUUGCGGCUGGCUCAACUGCGCUGGGCGGUCAUGUAACGCGGAAGCUUGGCCAACAAGUUGCCACGAGCGUCGUAGCUGCGAUACUCUUCUUGUUGACUGUCCUCUUGUUGCUUGUUCUCAUCCGGUUCAAGAAUGUGCUCAUCAUACCUCGUUCAAAAUCAGAAGAGAUGGAGAGAAUUACCCAAGCGCGUCGGCGGUCUUCGAAACGCCGAGCUUCCAUGCCCAAUGACUUGCGUGCACUGAUGGAAGAGGAUUAUGCCUGGCGGCCCACAAUGAUAGGAAACCCGAUGGGCAAAAACCGCCGAAUGAACGUAUUGGAAAUGGGUAACCUGACAAGGUGGCAAGAUAUUCGACGGCGAAAUAAGCUCAUUGAUGCGGGUGUCCAUCUCAAUCGUGAUACGUUGGAUCAAGGUCUAGAUGCUCUAGAUGUUGCGCUCGAAAACCAUAUUGAUAACAUGCGACAGAAUGCAUCUGGAUUCUUCAGACGAGGGAGCUUAAGAAAGCAUGGAAGCCGUCUCCGUCGCAGCAACCAAAGCAGUGAGCAGACAUUUCAUGACUUGGAACUGGACAUGCUUGAUCCAGUGGGUACGCCGAGUGAGUCGUCCCAGCAACCUCGACAGUAUGUCGAGAGGGAAUGUGUUAUGGGUCAAACAAUCAAGGAGGAGAACAAGGACGAAACCCAAGCUGGACCUAGCACUUUGCAAAAAGACCACACUUAA
Molecule: messenger RNA, 1758 nt
Organism: Fusarium proliferatum ET1
Lineage: Eukaryota; Fungi; Ascomycota; Sordariomycetes; Hypocreales; Nectriaceae
Exons: 1
Coding region: 1-1758 (585 amino acids)
Biological process (GO): transmembrane transport
Molecular function (GO): transmembrane transporter activity
Source: RefSeq, a predicted model, not a curated record